Trichechus manatus latirostris (Florida manatee) is the source of this 3822-nucleotide messenger RNA. It is a transcript of the gene MYBBP1A, whose product is annotated as MYB binding protein 1a. Gene Ontology annotation, molecular function: transcription corepressor activity; sequence-specific DNA binding; RNA binding. The transcript has 24 exons. Gene Ontology annotation, biological process: regulation of DNA-templated transcription. Lineage: Eukaryota; Metazoa; Chordata; Mammalia; Sirenia; Trichechidae. The record is from RefSeq and is a predicted model, not a curated record. Gene Ontology annotation, cellular component: nucleolus. The coding region runs from base 36 to 3818 and encodes 1260 amino acids.
AGAGGCGGUCCUCAGAGCCCACGUGUUCGUGGAACAUGGCGGAGUUGGAGAGUCAGGACCUCGCUGAGCCCGUGUCUCCCGGAGAGACCACCAAGAGCGGUGCCCGGCCUGCCGACCGCCAUGGCUUGUUGCAGCACAGCCGCGAGUUCUUGGACUUCUUCUGGGACAUUGCGAAGCCGGAGCAGGAGACGCGGCUCGAGGCCACGGAGAAGCUGCUGGAGUAUCUGCGCACACGGCCAAAGGGAUCCGAGAUGAAAUACGCUCUGAAGCGCCUCAUCACUGGGCUCGGGGUCGGCCGAGAGACCGCCCGGCCCUGCUACAGUCUGGCCCUGGCACAGCUGUUACAGUCUUUCGAAGACAUCCCCUUAUGCAGCAUCCUGGAGCAGAUAAAAGAAAAAUAUGAUCUACAGAGGGUGAAGAAGGCGAUGGUGAGACCCGCUCUCUUUGCACACCUGUUUGGGGUGCUAGCGCUCUUUCAGUCAGGCCGGCUAGUGAAGGACCAGGAGGCACUGAUGAAGUCGGUGAAGCUGCUGCAGGUCCUGGCCCAGCACCACAACCACUUACAGGAGCAGCCCCAGAAGGCCCUGGUGGACAUCCUCUCUGAGGUCCCAGAGACCACGUUAAAGGAAAUCCUGCCGAAGGUGCUCAAGGCCGACUUGGGGGUGGUGCUCAGCUCCCCUGAGAACCUGGAGCUCUUCCUCUUAGCCCAGCAGAAGGUACCUGCAAAGCUUGAGAAGCUGCUGGGACCGGUAGAUCUAUUCUCAGAUGAGAAUAUUCCCAGGCUGGUGACCGUGCUGAAGAUGGCCGCCGCCUCUGUGAAGAAGGAGCGCAAGCUGCCUGCCGUGGCUCUGGACCUGCUGCGCCUGGCACUUCAGGAGAACAAGUUCCCACGGUUCUGGAAUGAUGUUCUGGAACAAGGGCUGCUAAAGAAGCAGUUCCUGCCAGCCAGCUUCCUGUGUUUCCGCCUGCUGGGUGCAGCCCUGCCCCUGCUGUCCAAGAAGCAGCUGCAGCUGGUGAUGCAGGGAGACAUCAUCCGCCAUUAUGGGGAGCAUUUGGUUACUGCUAAGCUCCCGGACCGGUUCAGGUUUGCCCCAGAGAUGGAUGAAUAUGUGAGUGCCUUCCUGGAGGGCUGCCAGACCGACCCUGAGCAGCAGCUGGCCGUGCUGGUGGCCUUCUCCUCCAUCACCAACCAGGGUCACCCCGUCGUGCCCACCUUCUGGCGGGUUGUGCGGUUCCUGAGUCCCCGCGCCCUCAAGGACUACGUGGCCUGGCUGCGGGACAUGUUUCUCCAGCCCAACCUGGACUCUUUGGUUGACUUCAGCACCAGCAACCAGAAGAAGAACCAGGACGCUUCACUCCACGUGCCUGAGCGGGCUGUGUUCCGGCUGCGGAAGUGGAUCGGCCUUCGCCUGGUCAGCAUUGUGGAGAACUCCCAGGUGGAGAAGGAGGAGACCUUGGUUGAGGAGGUGGCCAGGUUCUGUUUGUUCCAUUCGUUCUUUGAAACCAAGAAACCCACAGCCCAAAUCCCUGAGACUGAGCAGCGGCUCUCCUUCCCCUUGGAGAGCCGGACCCGAGAGGUGGUCUGCAGUGCCUUCUUCAGGUGGGCAUGGGCAGGUGGGGAGGGUCUGAGGUCCCCUGCAGAGAGCUGCGACCUCCUAGGCGACAUCCAGACCUGCAUCGAGAAAAGCCUGGAGGGGAAGCCCCGCCGGACCCGCUCCAAGGCCGUCGACUCCCAGGAGCCACCAUGGGUGGAGGUGCUGGUGGAGAUCCUGCUGGCCCUGCUGGCCCAGCCCAGCCACCUGAUGCGCCAGGUCGCCCGGAGCGUGUUUGGCCAUAUCUGCUCCCACCUGACUCCACGCGCUCUGCAGCUAAUCCUGGACGUGCUGAACCCUGACAAGAGCCAGGAUGAGGAUGACAACGUGGUGGUCACAGAUGAGGAGCAACCGAAGAGCAUGAGCAGGGACGACUCGGACAGCGAGGAGGAGGAGAAGGAGGAGGAGGAGAGUGACGUGGAGGAGGAGAGCGAUGAGGAGGCACGGGACGGGGAUGUGGACCAGGGCUUCCGGGAGCAGCUGAUGGCAGUGCUGCAGGCAGGGAAGGCGCUGGGUGGGGCGGACAGCGAGGACGAGCAGGAGGAGGAGCUGGGGGAUGAGGCUAUGAUGGCCCUGGACCAGAGCCUCGCCAGCCUCUUCGCCGAGCAGAAGCUGCGCAUCCAGGCAAAGAAGGAUGAGAAGAGCAAGCUGCAGAAGGAGAAUGUGCUCCGGCGGGACUUCCAGAUCAGGGUGCUGGACCUGGUCGAGGUGCUGGUCACGAAGCAACCCGAGAACCCCCUAGUCCUGGAGCUGCUGGAGCCACUGCUGACCAUCAUCCGGCACAGCAUGCGCACAAGCAGCUCCAAGCAGGAGCAGGACCUCCUGCACAAGACGGCCCGCAUCUUCACGCAUCACCUGUGCCGGGCCCGGCAUUACUGCCAUGACGUCGGCAACCACGUGGAGGCGCUGCACGCACAGCUGGAGCGGCUGGUGCAGCAGGCCGGCCGCCAGGCUGACUCCUCCGUCGCCCUCUACUACUUCAACGCCUCUCUCUACCUGCUCCGGGUCUUGAAGGGCAACACUGCUAAUGCACUGCCCCUCAAGACCCCAAAGAAGCAGAAAGCCAGCGCCAAGGCCAAGGUCCCAGAGGCUACCAGCUGCUUGGACUUGAAACGCGUGACCCCGGUCUACUCAUCAGCGCUGAGCUCCUUCCUGAGCAAGCGCAACAGCCCACUCACCGUCCCCAUGUUCCUCAGCCUUUUCUGCCGGCAUCCGGUGCUCUGUAAGAGCCUGCUCCCCAUCAUGAUCCAGCACGUAACAGGCCCAGUGCGGCCCCGUCAGCAGGCCCAGGCCUGCCUGCUGCUGCAGAAGGCCCUGUCCAUGGGGGAGCUGAGACCGUGCUUUGAGCACUCUGAGUGGGAGCAGCUCAUCGGCCAGGUGCUGGCGAAGGUCACUGAGAACCUGCGGACGCUGGGUAAGGCGGAGGGCAAGUCGGAGCAGCAGAGGGAGCUGUCCUCCUUGGAGCUGCUCGUCACGCUCCUCAAGACCAUCCACGUCCAGAAGCUGACCGUGGACCUGACCACCAUCCUGGGCCUGCUGCAGGGCCUCCAGCCAAGCCUGCAGCAAAGCCUACAGCAAGGGGCACACUCGGCUGGCUCCAACCGCCUCUACGACCUCUACUGGCAGGCCAUGAAGUUCCUGGGAGUCCAGCGCCCCAAGUCAGAGAAGAAGGAUACCAAGGGGAUUCCCAGCGACACCCAGAGCCCCAUUAGCAUGAAGCGGAAGAAAAAGGGAUUCUUGCCAGAGACCAAGAAGCGCAAGAAACGCAAGCCGGAAGAUGCCACAGAGCAAGAUGCCAAGCCAGCGGCCCCUGGUGGAAACCAGCCCCCCAGCUCAGGCAAGAAGAAGAGGCGCAGGACAAAAGCCACGGCCUCAGCCCAGUCCCAGGUGAACGAGAAGCCAGCGGCCAAGAAUCCUGCCCCCAGCACCCUCAUCACAAGCCCCAGCACCCCUGCCACCACCACCACGAGCCCCAGCACCCCUGCCAAGACCCCAAAGCUUCAGAAGAAACAGCAGAAGCUGUCUCAGGUAAAUGGAGCUACACUCACAGAGUCUGCUGGUGAAAAGCAUCAGAAGAGGCUUCCCAAAAAGGGGGUCUCAGGCAAGUCGCCACAGCCCACCCUGCCACGGAAAAAGCCAAGGCUCUCUUUGGCCAAUGGGAGCCCCAGCCUCCUCCGGAGUGGGGCCAAGAAGAAGGUGCAGCUGAAGAAGGGAGUUAAGCCCUAAAUGU